Molecule: messenger RNA, 1215 nt
Organism: Aspergillus heteromorphus CBS 117.55
Lineage: Eukaryota; Fungi; Ascomycota; Eurotiomycetes; Eurotiales; Aspergillaceae
Exons: 2
Biological process (GO): long-chain fatty-acyl-CoA metabolic process
Cellular component (GO): peroxisome
Molecular function (GO): alcohol-forming very long-chain fatty acyl-CoA reductase (NADP+) activity
Source: RefSeq, a predicted model, not a curated record
CAACCUUCCCAUUCCCCCCUCCCCCCAACCGGCUACAUGACGCCCUACACGAAACACACCGUCCUCCUAACCGGCAGCACCGGCUCGCUCGGCGGCUGCCUCCUCUACAAACUCACCCUGCAACUCCCCUGUCCCAAGAUCUACGUUCUCAUCCGCACAACCCCCGCCAUCGCGCAAUCCAAAUGGCACAAGACCAUGCCCUCGCACGCGCCCGCCAUGCUGCAAACAAACAAGAUCCACUACGUGGCGGGCGAUAUCCGACAACCCAACUUCGGGAUCGACCCCGGCACGCUGCGCGAACUCCAAGAACAGGUGACGCUUGUGAUCCACGCCGCCGCGAAGAUCAAACUCGAUGCGUGGGUGGUCGAGGCGAUUGAGAACAAUUGUCUGCCGGCGUUGGAGUUGGCGAGUAUGGCGGGAAGAUUCCGGAGACUCAGGUUGUUUGUGCAGAUCAGUACGGCGUAUGUGAAUAGUUUCUUGGAGGAUGGGUGGGUGGGGGAACGACUCUAUACCACCCUCACCGUCACCCUCGACCCCGUCCCCGACCCCGAAGAAGAGCUCACCACCAUCCUCACCACUUCCACCUCCCCAAACACCCCGCUCUUCAGCUCAACCUACACCCAAGCCAAACACCUGAUGGAACGCCUCCUUCUCUCCCGCCACCCGACUCUCCCUCUCCUCCUCCUCCGACCGACCAUCUUCGGCCCCGCCCUCCGCACUCCUUACCCCCUCUACGGCCCCGAAGACAGCACGCCGCUCCGCAAAUUCGCCACCCUCUUCUUCUCCGACCUCCACGGCACGCAAACCUGGCACGCCGCGUCCGGCCACACCUCCGGCGCCAACAUCCUGGACGAAAUCCCGGUCGACUUCGUCGCGAACGGGUGUCUCCUCCACGCCGCCGCCCUCACAACAGGCAUCGUGCACAUCGGCUCGCAGCUCUACGUGCCGAUCACGUUCGAUGACGUGCUGGAGUUGAUCCGCAAGCAUGCGCCGCCCGAGGUACGCGGCUUGUUGCCCAAGGUGGUGUUUGUGCAGGAUCGAGCCGUCGAGCAGAGCUUUUUGGCGGAGUUGGUGAAGGUGGGUACGCGGCAUUGGGUGUUUGAUUGUGGGAGGUCGUAUUGGGUGUUGGGGGUUGGUGGGGGGUUGGGGUUCCAGGCGUGUGUGGGGGAGGCGGAGAGGUUGAAUCGGUGGAGGGUCGAGCAGGUGGUUGAGAAG